This is a messenger RNA of Schizosaccharomyces japonicus yFS275, 2031 nucleotides long. Its product is annotated as gamma-glutamyltranspeptidase Ggt1. Lineage: Eukaryota; Fungi; Ascomycota; Schizosaccharomycetes; Schizosaccharomycetales; Schizosaccharomycetaceae. Gene Ontology annotation, molecular function: glutathione gamma-glutamate hydrolase. The coding region runs from base 1 to 2031 and encodes 676 amino acids. The transcript has a single exon. Gene Ontology annotation, biological process: glutathione catabolic process; glutathione metabolic process. The record is from RefSeq and is a predicted model, not a curated record. Gene Ontology annotation, cellular component: endomembrane system.
AUGCACCACACAGAGCAUAAUUCGCAGCCCGCAAAGGGUGUGCAGCAGAAGCUGCAGAGCAGCAACUCUGCAGCAAAAAAGCUCGGAAAAAAUGACGUUAGAACUGCCUCCACUUCGACCCAGCAAGUUCGAGUGUUGAACUGGAUGAAGUUUAUUGCUGUAUUUCUGGGUGCGUUCACGAGUGUUGCUUGGUAUAAAUUGGGUGGUUUUGAAGGAAUUUUUGGUUCUGGUAAAAAGACUUCGCAUUUCCUGCAAAAAUUGCAGCAGGUUGAGGAUCAGGGUAUUUGGUCUUCAUUGUCUUCAAUACUUUGGCCCUCCUCUUCAAAUUCUCUCGACAUAAACGGAACAAACUUGGUGCCGUUAACAUUCGAGGACCCUAUCCGGUACCGCAACAAGGGAAAUCAACAACUUACCGUGAGCGGCAGAAACGGUAUCGUGGCUGCAGAGGCUGAGGAGUGUUCUCAGGUUGGUGUGGAUAUUCUUCGCGAGGGAGGAAAUGCUGUUGAUGCAGCUAUUGCUGCAGGCAUUUGCAUCGGUGCCGUGAACUCGUUCAGUAGCGGUAUUGGCGGUGGUGGAUUCAUGUUGGUUCGUCUUCCCAAUGGCACAUCUACGACAUUCAAUUUCCGUGAAAAGGCUCCGGCUGCUGCCCAUAAGGACAUGUUCAAGAACGAUCCUCUUGCAGCUCAAAUCGGCGGUUUAUCCGUGGCUGUUCCAGGCGAAUUGGCUGGUUACGAGAGUGCAUGGCGCAUGUAUGGCUCCUUGCCUUGGCGGAAACUGUUUGAACCAACGAUUAAGCUUAUGCGUGACGGAAUGCCAAUGCCUGUCGAGUUGGCUAGUCGUAUUCGUUGGCCACAGUUUGAAUACUUCAAGACCGAUCCAGUUUGGGGCAAAGUGUUCGCACCCAAGGGACGUUUUCUGCGUGCCGGUGAACGCUUUACACGUCCUGAGCUGGCUUAUACAUUGGAAGAGGUUGCUACACACGGUAUCGACACUUUUUACCGCGGCGAUAUAGCUCGUCAACUGGUAAACUUUGUACAGAAAAACGGCGGUAUUUUGACUAUGGAAGACAUGGCCAAUUACACUGUACGUAUCGAGGAGCCAUUGCGUGCAUCGUUUGAUGGCCGUGAGGUGCUUACCUGUGGACGUCCGUGCAGCGGCGAAGCUCUUGUUCUGGGCUUAAACGUUCUCGACCGCAUGGAUCUUUCAGUGGGCGAAGGCAUUUUACAUGCUGACGACCCAAUGACUGACGUGGGUGUUCAUCGUCUUAUCGAGACAAUGAAAUGGAUUUCUGCCGGUCGCACUAUUUUGGGUGAUCCUCUGGACAUUGACAAUUCCGCUCUUGUCAACCAUAUUCUCUCGAGCGAGUAUGCCGACAGUGUGCGUGCUAACAUUUCCGAUGAACGCACGUACGACUACACGCACUACAACGCCAUAUACGAUGUCCCAGAUCAGCACGGAACAACACAUCUGUCUGUCAUCGACAAAGACGGUAUGGCUGUUGCUCUUACGGCAACCAUCAAUCUCAUGUUUGGAUCGCAGCUUAUGGAACCGAAGACGGGAAUUGUGUUGAACGAUCACAUGGACGACUUUUCUCUUCCUGGUGUCGUUAACUUUUUCGGUCUUAGUCCAUCGCCCUUUAACUUCAUUGCACCCGGUAAACGCCCUCAAAGUUCCGCCGCUCCUACUAUUGUCGUCAACAAUGGCGAUGUUGAAAUGGUUUUAGGUGCUAGCGGAGGAAGCCGCAUUUCCACAGCUGUUUUGGACACACUUGUGAAGAAGUAUCGUUGGAACCGUUCUCUGCGUGACUCUGUUGAGUCUCCUCGUUACCAUCACCAAUUAUUGCCCAGUAUUGUAUAUAUCGACGAAACGGUGGAGCCUGAAGUGGUGAAAGUUCUUGAGAAGUUUGGACAUGUUGUCGACUAUGUGCCUGUACAAUUUCCCUUCAGUGAAAUACAAGCUGUUUACAGGGAAGAAGGGAUGUUGUAUGGUAUCAGUGAUAGUCGAAAACAAGCCGUAGCUGCUGCUUUUUAA